Hypomesus transpacificus is the source of this 1617-nucleotide messenger RNA. It is a transcript of the gene wash1, whose product is annotated as WAS protein family homolog 1. Gene Ontology annotation, biological process: Arp2/3 complex-mediated actin nucleation; retrograde transport, endosome to Golgi; exocytosis. Gene Ontology annotation, cellular component: WASH complex; early endosome; recycling endosome. Lineage: Eukaryota; Metazoa; Chordata; Actinopteri; Osmeriformes; Osmeridae. The record is from RefSeq and is a predicted model, not a curated record. The transcript is spliced from 11 exons. Bases 115 to 1548 code for a protein of 477 amino acids. Gene Ontology annotation, molecular function: alpha-tubulin binding; gamma-tubulin binding.
UGAGUGUUUCGUUUGAGACUAGCCACAAGCUACACUACAUCAACAGCAGGGGACUAGCAUAUCUGGCAGUCUUGAAAAAAACAUACCUGGAGCCAUAGAUACUGUAAAUUGUUAAUGGUCAGGAUGACCCAGAAGCUUUGCCUGGAGGGCCAAGUGUAUUCGGUGCCUCUCAUUCAGCCGGACUUGAGGAGAGAAGAGGCAGUCCACCAGAUUGCCGAUGCCCUUUUCUACUUAGAGACCAUAUCUACAGACAUAUUUAACAGGGUGUCUGAGAGUGUGGAGAAAAACCGGCGGCAGCUACGGACUGUUACAGACCGGAUCAGACUGGCUCAGGCUCGAGUUGAUAAAAUCAAAGGCAGCAAAAAGGCUACUAAGGUGUUCUCCAGUGCUAAGUACCCCGCUCCAGAGCGUCUCCAUGACUACACCUCGAUCUUCAGUGGAGCCACAGACCCCUCCUCGCAAACGCGCCCUCGCUACAAAAUACAGAACAAACUACGAGCCCUUGAUGACAAGGCCUUGCAGGAUAAGCUGUUGUAUUUCCCAGUGUGCGUGAGCAGCAAGAAGCGGUCAGAGGACGAGACUGAGGAGGGCCUGGGCGGUCUGCCCAGAAACAUCUCCUCCGUCAGCUCACUGCUGCUGUUCAACACCACAGAGAACCUCUACAAGAAGUAUGUGUUCCUGGACCCCCUGGCGGGGGCGGUGACUAAGACUCACAACGCUCUGGAGACGGAGAAAGAGGAGAAGCCGUUUGACGCGCCGUUGUCCAUCACUAAGAGAGAACAGCUAGAGAGACAGACAGCCGAGAGUUACUUCUAUGUGCCCGACCUGGGCCAGGUACCAGAGCUAGACGUGCCAUCCUACCUGCCCGACCUGCCUGGCAUCGCUGACGACCUGUCCUACAGUGCCGACCUGGGGCCAGGGUUUGCACCCUCGGGAUCCACACACAACAUCCCUGAGUUGCCCUCCUUCACCGUUGACGUAGAGAGCAAUGGGCCGGUUUCACAGUUCCCGGCCGCGGUUCUACCCCCGCCGCCCCCUCCACCUCCCCCUCCUCCCCCACCCGAGCCCGUCCUCCCGCCGGCCGCCCCCACCGGGGCCCCUCCGCCCCCUCCUCCCCCACCGCCCCCGCCCGCGGACAGCCCUGCAGGCACCAGGCAGAAUCACAGCACAGGCCCUGCGUCAGGAGCGCCCGGCGAGGUGGCCAAGCCGUCGGACGGACGAGCCAGUCUGCUGGAGUCCAUACGCAACGCCGGCGGCAUCGGCAACGCCAAGCUGAGGGACGUCAAGGAGCGCAAGAUGGAGAAGAAGAAGCAGAAGGAGCAGGAGCAAGUUGUCGGGGUGGCAGCUAGCGGAGGGGACUUCAUGUCCGAUCUCUUCAAUAAGCUGGCAAUGCGCAGGAAAGGUAUCUCUGGGAAGGGGCCAGCUGGCGGGGACUCGAACGACGCCCCAGCCAGUUCUGGCAGCGCCUUCGCCAGGAUGUCCGACGUCAUCCCUCCCCUCCCCGCCCCCGGGGCAACGGCCGAGGACGAGGACGACUGGGAGGCGUAACCGUCAGAGAAUAGCCAAUCGGAGCUGAUGGAACUCGGAGCGCUGCUAGCUCGCCACCAAUCCCGGGGG